AGGACAUGAAAGAAAGAGAGGAACACAAGCAAUAUUUGAUUUCCCCUCACACUCCUGGAAAAGAGAUUCCUUACAUGUCCCACACACUUUUGCCUUUCACAUAUUCCCCUUCUAAGUGCACGAAUAAAAUGCCACCUAUUCUGAUUCUCUCUUUGGACAUGCUCAUUCUCUUCUCUCCUCAUCCUCCUUCUCCAAUCUCUUCACAUUAGUUCAUCAUUCCAAGCUUUGCCUGAUGAUUCCAGCAGAAUUGGAGAAGCCUCGGGUCACAGAGAUACAUGUCCGGAUGGACUGUAAUGGGUGCGUACAGAAGAUCAAGAAGGCGCUACAUGGCAUUAAUGGCAUAUAUGAUCUCUACAUUGAUUUCCCACAACAGAAAUUGACAAUUGUUGGUUGGGCUGAUCCUGAAAGGAUUGUCAAGGCCAUUAGGAAGACCAGAAAAAAUGCCACCAUCUGUUCACAUAAAGAGCCAUCAUCAGACGAACCUUCUCAGCCCACAGAACAAGCCCCCAACGGCGGCGCACCACCGCCUGCGGAGGCAACAAACCCUUCCCAACCUGAGGCCCCACCAUCAGAACCACCAAAGGAACCUCUGCCUCAGGAAAAUCCCCCGCCGCCUCCACCUCAGCAAGCGGAAAAUCCGCAGCCGGAUGCAAACCCGCCUCCAGCUGCUGCCGCCAACCCCCAACAAGGUCAACCGCCUCAGCAAGAAGACCAGUCACCGCAACCCUCCAUGCCUAAGGACGUGGGCGAGGUUCACGUAUUAUACCAUCACCCCCCAGACUACGGUUACAGACCUUACGGCUACAACUGUGGCUACAACGGCCACUACUACAGGUACCCGAGCAGCAGCAGCCACCAAACAUUCCGACACGAGCCGCCGCCGCCGCCGCCGCCGCCGCCGGUCUACGUGACUCACAGCUACAACACAUACAAGCCGUCACCUUAUGUCACCGAAUACGCGUACAUGAGAUCACCGCCACCACAAUACAACUACAGUCAAUACCGGAGCAUAGACCAUUAUGGGGAGGCGUCCUACAGCAGCUAUGCCGGUGCCGCUGGGAGCGGAAACAUCACUUCGAUCUUCAGCGACGAGAACCCGAAUGCUUGCAGGGUGAUGUGAGAGAAUUGUCUUGAGGGAGAUUGGCACGAUCAAAGCAACGCAGACUGUUCUUGGCCUUGGACUCAAGGAGGGUGUGGCGAAAGAGAAGAGGUUAAUCCAAACUAGGAAUAAUUUUGUAGAACAAUAAAAUCUGGGUGGCCCGCAGUGUUUUGUUGGAUUAGCAUUCGAGGAAAAGAAUGAGAUUCCUAGCUUGUAAGUGCAGGAAGAAUCGAACAUCUGAUGAGAAAGUCGAAAAUUGAAACUUGAAAGUCCAACCCCAAA
This is a messenger RNA of Rhodamnia argentea, 1381 nucleotides long. Its product is annotated as heavy metal-associated isoprenylated plant protein 35-like. Lineage: Eukaryota; Viridiplantae; Streptophyta; Magnoliopsida; Myrtales; Myrtaceae. The record is from RefSeq and is a predicted model, not a curated record. The coding region runs from base 233 to 1120 and encodes 295 amino acids. The transcript is spliced from 3 exons. Gene Ontology annotation, molecular function: metal ion binding.